UCUGCGUUGGGCGAAACAUAACCUUCCCUAACUGUCAACAUCAUCACUGUUCUUCAAAACUUGUAGGAACAAUCAAAGGAAAAGAUUUCUUUACUGUCCCUUUUCCACUCCACGUUUGGAUAAGUAAAAUUCUAUUCAAAAUUCCAAUGGAACGGUAAAAGUGUUCUGCUAAGAACUGAUUUCAUAAAAUAGUUCUUUGAGUGCCUAAAGUAGAUACUUAAAUAUCUAUCUCUGGUUUAUCUCUGAGACCUCUGACUCAGAAUGUCGCAUCAAACCGGAAUUAAAGCUAACCAAGAAUUGAAGACUUUCUUUGGAAAGUGCAGGGAUGGAAACAUACGAGUCUUCAAAAUAUCAAUUGAAAAUGAGCAACUAGUUCUGGCCGCCCAUGAGAAUGCCAAAGGAACUUGGGAAGAUGAUUAUGACAAGCUUGUCGUUCCUCUCACAUCAGAAUCCAUGCCGUGCUUCCUCCUCUACAGAUUGGACACAAAAGACAGUACUGGAGCAUACUACUGGAUGUUGAUCAGUUGGUCCCCUGAUGAUGCUCCUGUUCGUCACAAAAUGUUGUACGCAUCCACUAAGGCAACUCUAAAGCAAGAGUUUGGUAGUGGACAAAUUAAGGAGGAGCUCCAUGGGACAGUUAAGGAGGACAUUACAUUGAGUGGUUUCCGGAAACACAAAAAAAAUGAGAGUGCACCUGCUCCACUCACAUCUCGUGAAGAAGAAUUGGCUGAGCUUCGUCGCUCUGAAAGAAGUGUUGCAGCCAAUGUCGGGGUUGAUACCAGACAGCAGACUCUUGGAGGUGUGGCAUUUCCUAUGACUGAUGACGCCCGUCAGGCUGUCAUUCGAAUGGCGGAUAAGCGCCAUGGUUAUGUUCAACUCCGGAUAGAUCUUGACGAGGAAAGAAUUCACCUCGUCAGUGCUGGAGAUGUGAGUGUAGACAAACUUCCGUCUAAAGUUCCUUCUGACAGUGCUCGUUAUCACCUGUACAACUUCAAACAUACACAUGAAGGAGAUUAUUUGGAAUCUGUUGUAUUUAUCUAUUCAAUGCCUGGAUAUUCCUGCUCCAUCAAGGAGAGAAUGCUGUAUUCAAGCUGUAAAGCACCAUUGCUAAGUGAUAUUGAGCAAAAUAUUGGAUUAGUUGUAACUAAGAAGCUGGAAAUUGAUUCUGGAGCAGAGCUCACUGAGGAAUUCUUGCUUGAUGAGAUCCAUCCUAAGAAGUGUCUUCACCGCCCCAAAUUUGCCAAACCCAAAGGACCUCCCAAUCGUGGUGCCAAACGUCUUACUAAGCCUCAAUCUACUCCAUCAGAAUAAAUAGUCACAUGUCCAAAUCAGUAUUAAUUUAUGGUGCUACCUGUCAUUA
Thrips palmi is the source of this 1360-nucleotide messenger RNA. RefSeq names its product twinfilin (gene twf). The transcript has 8 exons. The coding region runs from base 262 to 1311 and encodes 349 amino acids. Gene Ontology annotation, molecular function: actin monomer binding; actin filament binding. The record is from RefSeq and is a predicted model, not a curated record. Gene Ontology annotation, biological process: actin filament depolymerization; positive regulation of neuron projection development; regulation of lamellipodium assembly. NCBI's taxonomy places the organism in Eukaryota, Metazoa, Arthropoda, Insecta, Thysanoptera, Thripidae. Gene Ontology annotation, cellular component: actin filament; myofibril; cytoplasm.